This is a messenger RNA of Tribolium madens (black flour beetle), 864 nucleotides long. RefSeq names its product peptide deformylase, mitochondrial-like. The coding region runs from base 94 to 780 and encodes 228 amino acids. Gene Ontology annotation, cellular component: mitochondrion. Lineage: Eukaryota; Metazoa; Arthropoda; Insecta; Coleoptera; Tenebrionidae. The record is from RefSeq and is a predicted model, not a curated record. Gene Ontology annotation, molecular function: peptide deformylase activity. Gene Ontology annotation, biological process: peptidyl-methionine modification; N-terminal protein amino acid modification. The transcript is spliced from 2 exons.
ACGUAUUGGCUCCGCCUAUGGUGUCCUUUUCCAAGUUCUCGAGCUCUAACAUGUUGGAAAAAAGUGAGGUUACGUGAAAUUUGCAGUUUCAAAAUGCUGACGCUUCAGUGGCUCUAUGUCACUCAAUUGCGCCCCCUUAGUUACAAACGUAUCAUCUCUUGGUACAGUGGUUUAGUCAAGGCGAAGCCCCCCGAAGCCCCUUUCAAUCAUGUGGUCCAAAUUGGGGACCCCACAUUGAGAACAGUCUCAGAUGAGGUUCCACGAGACUUAAUAAAAUCACCCGAGAUUAAAUUUUUAAUAAAUAGGAUGAAAAACGUCAUGAAAAAACACAAUUCAGUCGGGUUAUCGGCCCCCCAAGUGGGUAUGCCCCUCCAGUUGUUCCUAAUUGAAUUCAACAAGAAACAUUUGAAUGAUUACAGCCCCCAAGAACAGAAAGUUAAAGAAAUGAAAGUUGUCCCUUUUCAGGUUGUAUUCAACCCCCAUAUAAAAAUUACAGACUAUACCAAAUUAAAUUUUGUGGAGAGUUGCACAAGUGUUAAAGGUUUUCAUGCCGAAGUGCCGCGUUACAGAAGUUUAAAACUUGUAGCAUUUGAUGAAGAAAAUCAAGAAUUUGAAAUGGAAUUGAGCGGAUGGCCUGCAAGGAUUGUCCAACAUGAAGUGGACCACCUCAAUGGCAAAAUAUACACUGAUUUAAUGAACAGGAAAAGUCUGGCGUGCAGUUGCUGGCAAGAAAUUAACGAGCGAGGUGGCAAAAUUGAGCUGCCCUAUGGCCCCCAGUAGUACUCACCUUGGAGACUGUUCUUGAAUCACUUGGGUGGGCUUAGUGCUGAUUUUUAAUAAAAUAUUGCCUAUUAUUGUUACGAA